UCUGAUGAUGACCACGAAAAACACAUUUUUUGUGACUAAAGCAAUAUUAUUGUAAUAAAAAUAGUGAAUUUUAUGUUAAGCCAAGCAGCUCCAUUUGUGUUUUCACUGACUUGCUGUUCCUUUAUCACCGCUCAACAUGAUAGAGAAUCUGUCCAAGAAGCGAAUGGUAUUUGGGAUUAGUUGUUUGAUAUUGUUGACGAUCGUGGUACUCAUAAUUGAGUCUAAAUGGAUGAAGGCAGGAACACGUCGACAAGAGUUUAUCAUUGAAAAUAAUUCCACCUGUUGGCAGCGGGAAACGUACGAGGUGAUCAAAGAUUGUCAUCCGUGCACAGCGUUCGAAAUCACCAGUAAAUCUCAAGGGGUGUGCGUUCAUACCCAUAAUAAGGAAGUCCUCAAGUGCACCAGCGGCGAGAUCGUCACUCGAAGUUGUGACCGGGUUGCCUGGCUAGACGAGAAACACUAUUGGUCCUUCCAGAUAUCGCUCACGAUAAUAGGUUGCCUGUCGACGGCGGUAUCGUUUCUUCGACAAAAAUCACUAAACCGAAAGGCUAUGCUCAAGAUCCAAAAUCAACUAGGAACCUGCUGA
Molecule: messenger RNA, 586 nt
Organism: Ochlerotatus camptorhynchus
Lineage: Eukaryota; Metazoa; Arthropoda; Insecta; Diptera; Culicidae
Gene: JTBR
Product: JTBR
Exons: 4
Coding region: 137-586 (149 amino acids)
Biological process (GO): mitotic cytokinesis
Cellular component (GO): centrosome; membrane; spindle
Source: RefSeq, a predicted model, not a curated record